AUGAUUAGAAAUAACAAUACAAGCCUGACGGCUUCCGUUAUUUCAAGGCACAUACUCCGUAGCAUUGAAAAUGAUCCUGGGUUGAAGGUCAAGAACAUACUAAGUUUCGUUAAAGAAAACUUGAAGGUUGAUGUGUCUUACAAAAAAGUUUGGUAUGUCAGACGUAAAGCAAUUGAGCUUGUGUUUGGAUCUUGGGAAGCGAACUUUGCCGAGCUACCACAGUAUCUCGAUGCCCUGGUGCAAUCCAAUCCAGGCACCGUGGUGGAAUGGCCGAUUAUAUGUGUUGAUAGCACUCAUUUGCGUGGCGAAUACAAGGGCAAACUCCUUAUUGCAGUCACUCAAGAUGCGAACAACAAGAUUCUGCCAAUUGCUUAUGCCAUGGUUGAUGAGGAGACGAUUUCCAGUUGGUCGUGGUUCCUGGAACAAUUAAGAUAUAAUGUGGCACUUGAUCGACAUCCUAUCUGUGUCAUUUCCGAUAGCCACAAUGGUAUCAUCUAUACCAUGACACACUUUGACUAUUGGGAGGAACCUUUGGCCUACCAUAGGUUUUGCCUGCGACAUGUUAGGAGUAAUUUGAUGACACACUUCAAAGAUUUACACCUUAAAAAGUUGUGUUGGGUAAUGGGAAGGGCAAGACAAUUGCGCAAGUGGCGGAUGUUCAGAAGAGAACUACGAAACAUGUUUCCAGAUGUUUGGAAUUAUCUGUCAGCCAUUAGUCCUGAAAAGUGGUGCCUAACACACGACGAUGGCCAUCGUUGGGGUAUUCUAAAUACCAACAUAUCCGAAAGUUAUAAUAAUGUCUUGCGCGGGGCACGCCAUUUGCCAAUUCGUGCAUGCAUUGAUAUGACAUUCCAUUGGACAGUUGAGUUAUUUAAGACAAGAAGGGAAGAUUCUUCACAUUGUCGCAAUCCAUUUCCCCCAAAGAUAUGGCAGCGUUUUAAGAAUGCUGAGCAGAAGGCAGGCGCCCACAGAGUCAUUGAGUUCGAUAGCCCAUCGGGCGUAUACAAGGUUAUCACAGGCCGGCGUGUCGAUGGUAAAUGA
Molecule: messenger RNA, 1041 nt
Organism: Coffea arabica (coffee)
Lineage: Eukaryota; Viridiplantae; Streptophyta; Magnoliopsida; Gentianales; Rubiaceae
Source: RefSeq, a predicted model, not a curated record